Molecule: messenger RNA, 18380 nt
Organism: Lactuca sativa (garden lettuce)
Lineage: Eukaryota; Viridiplantae; Streptophyta; Magnoliopsida; Asterales; Asteraceae
Source: RefSeq, a predicted model, not a curated record
CUAUGCACUUAUGUGGCUUAGGUGGAUGACUGAUGAUCUGGGUAGAGUUUCGCCUAACACCUUAGAUAUCUCUUGACGUAAACUAAGUAUAAUUAAUACAUAUUUUAGUAUAAUGAUCAUGGAGACUAAUAAUAGUCUAGAUCCUCACUAAUCUCAAUGUCUACCUCAAGAUCUAUUAAGUAAGGAUCUUCCAGACAUGACAGUUGAGAGGCAGUAUCAUUUCGGCAUAACAACCUUUCUUAAAUUCAACAACUAAGCCAACGUGAUCAUUUUAGACACCUCUCCUGAAAGUAAAUCAAUCAGUAUAAUGACUUGGGAUUACUGGGAAAUCUUAAUUAUAGGUUCAUAAUAAUGACUUAUGGCCAUAAAUAUAAGUUACACCGAAAGAGAUAAAGUGUAGCUUAACUUACAAAGCUUUUAAGCGAAAACUGGAAAAUACGCGGGCAGAAUUCCAAAACCAAAAACUCUAUUUCACCGGGCUACCUGGUGCUCCAAACCCUCGUUAAUAUCGCUCUAAUAGCAAAAAAAAAAAUGGGUCCUAAGAGAAGAAUUCGAUCCAGAGAGAAAGGAUAUGAAGCGUGUGGGUGAAAUGGCUGCAAAAAUAGUCAUAUAUAGGACAUUGGAAUGCACGUUGUGUAUAGGAAAGGGGCACGUCGCACACUAUGGCUGGAUCUCUUGACUUUUGCCACAUGUCAUCGCCUCCUUAGUCCACCUCGUCGCUUCUAUAAGGUCUCUACGUGGCCUAUUCUUGUGGUGCCAUGUGUCCAAACCUUAUGGAGCCACGUCUCCAUGUCUCGGAAGAAGGGGGGAUGCCCCGACCAUGCCACGUGGCGCCCUCUCGUAGUGCCAUGUCAUUAGUGUGCGCUUCGCGCGUAUGAUUUUCCAGAUUUUUAAAAUGAUGUAACUUCUUCAUAUGGACUCCAUUUUUGGACGUUCUUUAUAUCCCUUGUUGGGUCGCGUUUUGUAUAAUAUGUUGCGUCUAUUGGGCUCGUUAGCUAGUCCAUUUUUGUAUCUCCGGUAUGGGCCUGUCCAUCCGUGAGUUUAGUAGGGUUGAAUAUAAAUAUAGGUGCUUGCAUGCAUCUUGGAAAAAGAGAGUAUAGAACGAUCAGAUCAUUUUUCAGAAGUUUAUUAUUAUCGUUCUUGUAACCCUAAAUCCUCUACAGCGGAAGUUCUUAGUCGAGCUCUGCUGAGGAUUGUUUGAUCUAAUCAUUCGACAUAUUUUGAUCUACUCUUGUCUUAUUUAUUGUUUUGUGUUCAUCGUAAUACCUGUUUCAUAGAUCUAAUCGAUCUUCACGUUUGUUAUUAUAUCCUAUCAAUUGGUAUCAGAGCAGGAGGCUGUGUAAUUCAUACACAUUUUUUCUGUGAAAAAGGUUGCGAUUAGGGUUAUUCCGCAUUAAUUAAUAUUUAUUGAGCCGUCAUCCCAUAAUUGACGUAACUCAACAUUUAUUCGUUUUGCCCUAAUUUAAUAUAUUACAAGUCUGGUCUUUUAAACAGGUUAUUCGAUCUAGCAUGGACGAGUCACAAUCAAAUCCCAUUAACAUCUCAAACAACAUUGGAUCAACGACGAAGAUUCCCAUCCUUUACACCCAGGAUUACGAAGUCUGGGCACAUCACUUUGAAGAUUAUGUCAUUGGAUCUGAGGACAACGGAUAUCUUAUUUGGGAAGCAAUCGUGUCUGGACCAUUCGCUCAUUCAGCAACAUCCAGAAUCAUUAAAACUCAAAAAGAGUAUAAUGAUCUGUUGAAAGAUGUAAAAGAUAUUGCCCAAGACGAAAAAGAUAAGUUUCAGUGCAAUAUUAAAGCAUUGAGACUAAUCAGAUUCGCUCUUCAAUCUGAUACUUUCAGGCUAGUGAGUUCGUGCAACACUGCUAAAGAAAUAUGAGAUAGGCUGCGAGAGUUAUAUUCCACAGAUGAAGAUCUCGAGCAUUCCAUUCAAACCUUACUUUUGUCCGAGUUUGGUGAAUUCAAGCAGAGUCCUGAAGAAACUGUAACUCAAACGUUCGAUCGCUUCAAUCAUCUUCUUAGUAAGAUGAUUAAACAUGAUAUUGAAAGGAAGUUGAUUGAACAAAAGGUUACGUUUUUAAACGGUCUUAGAUCCGAGUGGAGAGCGGUUGUGUCCAUUGUUAAAGCACAUGAGCAAUUCAAAUCUUACUCAUUGGCAAAGCUAGUAGGGAUUUUGAAAUCCCAAGAAAAAAUUGUCUUGCAGGAGAAAAAUGUUGUUUCAAGCUUGGGAUCAUUGGCCUUUCUGUCCAAAAGCAAAGGUGUGAUGGAAGAUAAAGACUUUAACGUAGAGGACUAUGACCUUACCUCUGAAGACUAUGCAAUGAUGGUGUCAAACCCGAAGAGGUUCAUCAAGAAAAGGUUUCCUAGCAAUAAGAACCGAAAUUGGCAGGGAAGUUAUAGUUCUGAAAAGGUCAGGGAAGAACCGAAAGCAGAAGAACCAAAGAAGGAACCGAAAGCUGAAGGAGAUUCGGGUGUGAACUGCUACUAUUGUGGAGGAAAGAACCACUAUGCCAAAGAUUGUGUCCUCAAGAAAAUAGCAGAAAAGAAUGAGGAGAAAGAUGAAGAAGCUGUGUUAAUGAAAAAGCUGGAAGAGAUCAAGAAAAAGAAAGUUGUCACUAACCCUUCAAUGAAUGCUUUAAUUGUGCAGGGUUCGGUAGCAGAUGAUGAGUUCGAUGGCGUGGAGGUCUGGUCAACCGACUCUGAGGAUGAUGAAGUAAGGAAGUCAUCUCAUGGAAAGGCUUAUGUUGCGAAAGAUGAAGGAAGCGGUGGAAAAUGCUUGAUGGUGUCGGGUGUAUCUCAAAUGAGGGGAUACAACACAGACGGUGGGAAUGAAGACACAAAGGAGCGAGAAGACUUGUGCUUCACAGCAAAACCUCUCAGCGUGCAGUUUAACGAGCUUGAUGAAUUAAUAAAGAAGGGCGUCUUCAAAGAGUGAGGAACGGAGGAUGUGGAUCGAGCUGAAGGAGUCGGAGUUAAUCAAAUCCAAGGACGAAAACAUUUAUUUAUAAAGAGACAAUUUGAAACUUUUAAAACAGAGAAAUGUCUUUUGUUUAAUUGCUAAGCGCCUUUACACUAAUAUCACUCAACUUCAUUUAAACUAUGAAAUAGGGCAGAAAAUUCAUCGCAUGAUUUUGCCCUUCCUUGAGUUUAAGGAGGAUGAAAUCGACGCUGAAGCAUAUAAUUGCGAAAGUGUAGUUUCGUCUGAGGAUGUAAAUCCGACUUAUAUGUAUGGACUAGACAAAAUCGAAUAUUUCAUAAAGUCCAAAGACCAUAAGGACAUGCUGAAAAACCUUUUGGAUGAAAAUGAUAAAUUGAAACUAAGGACCGACACCAUACAAAAGUUUGACUCAUUGAAUGUCAACUUGAGCUCAGAAAAUAAAAUUGAUGUUGGAAAUGCAUUUGAGCUUAAUGAGGAUGAUGAUAUGAGUGAAAUUUCUGUAGAGGACGUAGUUGACUGUUCUGAGUUUGUCAAGAGCGAACCCAAAAACCACAAAAAUCUUAUUUUAGAAAAUUCUGUGGAGUUUGCUCGUUUGUCCCAACAAAAGUCCCUGAUCCUUGAAGAAAAGGUUGUUGUAUACCAAAAGGUAAGGACGACUCCAAAUCAAGUGUAUAAGGUCACACGAGUAACCGAACAUCAGACAACUGAACUCACAGCCAUUAUAAACGAAGAUAAUGCUGAUGGUUGUGAUGAGUUCUUCUGGUCCGCUCAUAUCGACAAUGCUGACGAAACCGUUGGUCUGUCUGAACGGACGUCCUGGAAAACCAAAGGCAGAUAUGUACCAGAAGAAAAAGGAGAUCCUGCAAAAGAAGUCACUCCUUCAAGCGAAACUCCAACAGUCCAGAGUGAACCGGCUGACAAAAAGCAAAAGCAAAAAGCAAAUAUCCAUCGACAGCCGAAGCAAGUGAAGAAUCAGAAGCAGCAAAGGAAUAUGAGAUACAAGAAGAAUCUCUCAGAACGAAAACAGUUUUAGCAAUCUCAAAACGCCCAUUUCUCUUAUCAUGACAGAAAUUCAAAGUCAGAGAAAAGUAUUGUUAGAUCGCAAGAAAGUAAUAACAACAGAAGGGAGAAGUUCAGUUCUGAGGGUCAUAACAACCGAAAGGAUACGUUCGGUUCUGAAAAUUAUGAUAACCGAAGGCAAAGGUUCGGUUCAUUAAACACAAGCCACCGAAAGCAUAAGUUCGGUUCUGAGAGCAAAAGCAACCAAAGUUCUAAGUUCGGUACCACUAAUGAUCAAAAACAAAAGGGUCACUUAGAACCUCAAGUCAAGAAAACAUCUCAGUCUAAAUUCUCUCGUUCUACUUCUUCUAAUCCUUCUAAUUCCUCUCAACCUCAUUCUAAAUCCAAUUUUGUUAAUACUCAAAAUCCAAAAUCUUCAACAGAUUUGAAAGGAAAAUCGAAGGUUUCCUCAGUCAAAACCGAUCAAAAGCAUUCCAAUGUCCCAGUGCCUAAACCUGAAUCCAAACCGACUUUAACAAAUCCCAAUAAAAUUAAGGUUUUCACCAUUAAAAAUAAAGAUGAAACAACUUUAAUAAAAAGAACAUAUUUUGUUGACAUCUCUCUUACUAUUCCUGUUCCUGUGAAAGGCUCAUGUGGACCCAAGAAACUUUGGGUUCCUAAAUCUGCUUAAUUUUUGCAGGUUAUCAGUGACGAGCAGUUUGACGAAGAAUGGUAUAUUGACAGUGGCUGCUCGCGUUACAUGACAGGAAGGAAGGAAGAGCUGAGGGAAUUUCGGUCUCUUUCAAACGGUGGAAAUGUCAAGUUCGGGAACAACUUAUUUGGCACAAUAAAAGGCUAUGGAAUGAUAACAAAUGGUGAUUUUACGAUUAGGAAGGUCGCAUACGUUGAAGGACUACAGCACAACCUCAUCAGUGUAUCUCAGCUUGUUGGAGGUACUGGUCUCAAGGUCUCAUUUGAUGAUGAGGGUUCGGAAAUAAUUGAAAAGAAAACAAAAAGAGUAAUUCUCAAAUCGGAGCGCAAAGGCGAAAUGUUUCCCCUGAACCUCAAACCCAUCAAAGGGAAUUCAGCUAUCUGCCUGUUAUCCAAAGCACAAUCUGACGAAAGCUGGUUGUGACACCGAAGGCUCUCUCAUCUCAACUUCAAGGACAUCAACAAACUUGUCACAGGUGGUCAUGUUCGAGGUCUUCCAUUGCUCAAAUUCGAUCGAGAACAUUUAUGUGCUGCGUGUGAAAUGGGGAAGCAGAGUCGUCAAAGUCACCCAUCGAUUGUAAACACUAAAGUUGUUGAACCAUUAGAGUUAAUUCACAUUGAAUUGUGUGGUCCAUCAUCUAUCGAAAGCAUCGGCGGUAGCAAGUAUAUUCUUGUCAUUGUUGAAGACUUUUCACGUUUUACAUGGGUGUUCUUUCGGAAGCUCAAAUCUGAAGCAACUCUCAAGCUAAAGAUGUUUAUCAAGUAGGUUGAAGUACAGCUGAAGAAAGUUGUUCGCAACAUCAAGAGCGACAAUGGGCUGGAAUUCAAAAAUAAAGAAUUCGAAGAAUUCUUGGGCGAAAAAGGAACCAGUCACAACUUCUCAGCUCCCUACACCCCUCAACAAAACGGGAUUGUCGAAAGACGAAACCGAUCUUUGUGUAAGGCGGCUCGAACCAUGCUAAGUUUUGCUUCUUUACCUUUAUAUUUUUGGGCUGAUGCUAUUGUUGCAGCAUGCUUUACGCAGAACAGAUCAUAUCUCAAUAAGCGAUUCACUCUCACUCCUUAUGAGAUCAUCAACAACAGGAAGCCAAAUGUCAAAUUUUUCCAUGUAUUCGGCUCACGGUGUUUCAUCUUCAAUUCUAAAGAACAUCGUAACAAGUUUGAUGUCAAAGCCGAUGAAGGGAUAUUUCUGGGCUAUUCUCUCACUUCUAAAGCUUACAGGGUAUUAAACAAGCGCUCGAGGAAAAUAAAAGAAACUUAUUAUGUGACUUUUGAUGAUAGCUAUGUCAAAAAGCUAAAGGCCAACGAAGACACAGUUGGAGAAAUCUUUUCUCAAACAGGCCAAGUCACAGCCUCGAUCGCAAACCUAUUUGAGAAGUUCGUCGAGUUAUUCGAUGAACCAGAGAAGGCAACUCUCUCGGAAGCUAGUGCAGCAGACAACAAAGUAGAUCAUCUGAAGCAACUCAUCGAAGAUGCUGCAAAGCAAAUGAAUGAAGGAGGAUCAAGUUCUAACGAACCUCCACAGCACGAUGCUUCAGUUGAGGGGGAGAACCCAUCUUCGUCAUCUCAGCCGAGCUCACAUGUUGAGGGGGAGAACAGUUCUCAAGCUACUCCCGAACGCACUGCAACACCCGAAGGUACGUCAAGACCUGAAAGCUCGACACCUCCCGAAACCCCUGUAGCUCCGGAAACUCAAGACACACCUGAAAGCUUAUCUGUCGAGGGGGAGAAUGCCGAUAUGCUUUAUGACGAUGACAGUCAAUCUAAACUAGAAGAGAUGGUAAAUGCUGAAUUAGAUCCAUCUUAUGAUCCAAAUUACCCUCCUCUUGUCAAAUCGACCAGAGAUCAUCCUGUUUCCCAAGUUGUUGGUAAUGUCUCUUAAAAGGUCCUGACCCGAUCACAACUAAAGGCAAAACAAACUUCCUUAUUUUCAAAAGUAGAAUUCUGUAUGUUUAACUCCUUCGUCUCAAAAGUUGAACAAAAGACAGUUAACACUGCUCUUGAUCACUCCGAUUGGGUUCAAGCUAUGCAAGACGAACUGAAUAAAUUCAAAAGGAAUAAAGUUUGGCGCCUCAUUCCAACUCCUCAAGAUGCCUCAGUUGUUGGUCUCAAAUGGGUCUUCAGAAAUAAGAUGGACAAGGAAGGCAACGUGAUACGAAACAAAGCCCAUCUGGUGGUGAAAGGAUACUGUCAGGAGGAAGGAAUCGACUAUGAAGAAACUUUCGCUCCUGUAGCUAGGCUGGAAUCCGUUAGAAUAUUUCUUGCCUAUGCUGCACACAAAAACUUUGAGGUCUACCAAAUGGAUGUCAAGUGCGCAUUUCUAAAUGGAGAACUUGAAGAAAUGGUGUACGUGGAGCAACCUCCUGGAUUCGUCAAUGAAAGGUACCCCAAUCACUGUUACAUUUUGGACAAAGCCGUAUAUGGACUGAAACAAGCUCCGAGGGCCUGGUAUAAAAUGCUAACCAAGUUUUUAAAGAUGUCCAAAUUCAAACAAGGUUCGGUUGACCCAACCUUCUUUCGUAAGAAGGAAGGUAACCACCUUAUGAUUGUUCAAAUUUAUGUUAAUGAUAUCAUCUUUGGCUCAACGAAUCCUAGCUUAACGGCUGAAUUUAGAAAGCUGAUGGAGACUAAAUUUGAAAUGAGCUAAAUGGGUCCAAUUAACUUUUUCCUUGGUUUAAACAUUAGACAGGGACCCAAAGACAUCUUUAUUAAUUAGGAAGCUUACACGAAGACUCUCCUUGCAAAAUUUGGCAUGAUGGGAGAUUCAAAGAUUAAAGUUCCAAUGGCGUUCGGCACCAAGCUCACUCCAUCAUUGAAUAACCCAACAGUUGAUAUUACGCUAUAUCGCCAGAUGAUCGGUUCUCUGAUGUAUCUUACUGCUAGCAGGCCUGAUAUAAUGUUCUCUGUUUGUUACUGUGCUAGAUUUCAGGCGAAUCCACGUGAACCUCAUAUGCUUGCAGUGAAGAACAUACUCCAUUAUCUCAAGCGAACUACCUCUUUAGGCCUAUGGUAUCCAUCCAACUCAGGUUUCUUUGUUCAAGCCUAUUCAGAUGCAGACCUUGGAGGUUGUGGACUAGACAGGAAAAGUACCACUGGAGGCUGCCAAUUCCUAGACGGGAAGUUGGUUAGUUGGCAAUCAAAGAACAGACCUAUGUGUCUCUGUCUACCGCUGAAGCAGAAUACAUCGCAGCUGCCUCCUGCACUUCUCAAGUGAUUUGGAUCCAAAGUCAACUCCGGGACUAUAGACUCAAUAUGAAAAAGAUCCCACUAUAUUGUGACUCUGAAAGUGCAAUUAGGAUCUGUCAUAACCCAGUACAACACUCCAAGACUAAGCACAUAGCACUGAGGUAUCACUUCAUUAAGGAUCAUGUGGAAGAUGGGAACAUCGAAAUUCAUUUUGUUCGAACCACUGAUCAAUUGGCUGACAUCUUCACCAAAGCUCUUCCUGAAGCGUCAUUCAACAAAAUUCUACAACGGCUAGGUAUGAUGGAAUCGGAGUCGGUACCAAACAUUACCUCUCAAACUCAAAAGUAAGAAGCGAAAUAGACCGAACGUUCGGGUUCGGGUCUUGUUCUAAUGUACCGAAAUGAACCGAACGUUCGGGUUCGGUUGAAUAAUCUGCUUUUCGCUCAUCAAUCAAAGGUAGUUUUCAUGGUUGUAGCUCUUAUGUAUAAUUGUUUCAAAUGCAUUUAUCUUAGUGUCAAAGUUAUUCUCUUUUUAAAACCUAUUUUCCUUGGCAACCGAAAUAUACCGAACGUUCAGGUUCGGUUCCAAAAAAAAAAAUUUCCAACCGAAAUAAACCGAACGCUCGGGUUCGGUUCCAAAUUUUUUUUUUCUCCGCAUUUUUUUUGUCUUAUUUUUUAUUUCAUUUUUUUUAUUAUUAUCAAAAAUUCCAAAAAUAUCUUUUUUAUAAAUUCAAAAACUCCAAAAAUAUUUCGUUCUUUAUUUUUUUUUUUUUGCUUUAAUUUUAUUUGUGUGUUCGGUUAUGGGGAAAUUGUUGAAUUAGCUAAAUGUCCCUAGAAGCAUGUUGCUGUAUGUGUCCAAAGCCUCACCUGAUUCUGAAUAAUAGCCUUAAUGACUUGGUAUAUACAAACAUUGUCUUCCCAAUUAGGCUAUCAUAUUUAUUCUAAUCUUGAGCUACCUAACUCUCUUCUCACAUGAGAUAAGAGUUUUCUGCUUGGUCCUAUUUUUCACAGCAGAGGUACUUUGAUUUCUUACACCAUCUAAAUUCCAUUUCUCCAUCACAUUCGUUUCACAAACGUAACCCUUGAGACUCUCGAAAAUUACCACUGAGGUUUAUGGUUACACAAUUACUGUGUUCAUGAUCUUAGUUUCGUGCUACUACGAUCUAAGUGAAACCCAACAUUCAAUACCCAAUACGAAUUGACGGUGAACAAUUAAUUUGCUCUAGUUUUCACUAAUGCAUUGACGGACGUACCUCCAUGAAAGCUCAAAAUUUUCUUUUGUGUGAUUUCUAUGAAAUUGUUAUCACCAAUAACAUUUCUUCCCUUGGAAUCCAGUUUUAAAUUUUUGUUGAGAUUUUUUAUACAUAUUUCCUCGCCAAAUUAAAUUAUCUCCAACCUACUUGUUCAAUAGACUACACCGGUCUCACAAGUACUUUGUUCGCUUUCUAUCUUAUAUCAAGAUUAGGAAGUUUGAAUCGAAGCGAAAGCCACCCUAAUAAGCCUAGUUAAAAGAAGCCUUUCAACACUUCUUAAUUGGUGUUUAAUCGUUAUUCAACGGGAAACCACACAAACACUUUAAGGUCUCUCUUGACUUUGAAGGAAGAGAUUCGUGCCCGGGAUCAUUUGUUUCGUGUCUUUAUUGACAUCACAUAUUUUCCCAAAAAUAUUGCUUUAUUUCUUUUCUUUUACACCCUAAGCACGAAAAUCUUUGAUUUUCCUAAAUUCAGGUUCUAUUAAUUACAAGGCAUUUUACUUGGAUUUGCGGUUGAUUAAAGGCUGUGGUUGAUUUUAAUCCACGUGGGGGUAUUUUUCAAAAGAUGCCGUUACAAUUUAAAGAGAUAAGAUAAGGACAUGCUGACUCAGGCGGGAGUCUAAUCGAUUUGAUUUCAAACGGCGCAAGAGGGGCGCGUGUGAAUCUGAACCGUCUCGUCUCCAGACGACGCCUAAUGGGAAGGCGUGUUAUUAGGGACCUGACAUUCUCUCUCAUGCGUGAUCAUCGGCAACCCCAACUGUCACGCAUCAGUCAACUCCGAAAAACCCUUCGUUUUUCAAUAGAAGAUUUGGGAAGAUCUUUCUCUCUCCUUACACCACAGUAUAAAAGGCAACAUCCUCCACCGUUUACCUCUUUACUGCAAUUAUAAUUCCCAGAGCGCAAGAAAUCACUAAACCUUCACAGUUCAUCAUCUUCUCUACUUUCUUCAAGCAAUGGCAGAUUCAUCUUCCGUUCACGCAACAUCCCACAUUUUUCCCAUUCGCCCACAACAAAGCCUAAUCAUCGAUUUAACCCCUCAUGCUUACGACGCCUUCAUGUUCCCCAUCAUCGAGUGUCUGAAGUUUUCUCCGAUCGCUCCUGCACUUACUAGGGUUGAAACUGUUCCGAUGGAGUUCCUGUCACAGAUCUUUGCGACCGCUCACUACGACAAGGUUGUUGACAAAAUCUUUUUUGAUAUCUUUGAGCACAAGGCGUCAAUUUCAAAGCAAAGGUUUUGCUCGCUGUUAGGGUUUGAACCUGAUUCUUCGAGGGUUAACCCUGAAACGGUUCCAAUGGGUCACUUGUUCAACAUGUUCUAUAGCAUGGGUUAUCCGGAGGUGCUUUCUGCGGUCACGAAGUUCAAGAAGUCGUGCCUACCUCCACAGUGGAAUGGGUUGUUCACUGUUCUCUUCAAGGGGUUAUCCGAGAGAAGUGUUGGAUCUGAUGGUGCCAGCCGUUUAUUUCUCUCCAUACUGUAUGGUAUCUACAAUGGCAUCAACAUGGAUUAUGGGCAUGUUCUAUGGCUACAACUCAUCCAGAGUCUCUCCUCUACCUCCAUACAUUCAGAGAUUUCGUAUGCUAGGUUCUGGACUCUUAUCACAAAAUGGGUGAUGGACAAGUACCACGUCCCCAUUGUCGUUGGUGCUCCAAUGUCUUCGAUUGGUACCUUCCAUACCACGAAUAUCAUUGUGUCGGACGCCUCAAAGUUUCCGUUCAACGGGUCUAUUCCGGAGACCAUGUAUGGGGAUGUUCCUGCUGACAGUCGGAUUAUCCAGACGUACAAAGGGUUUAAGCGUUCUGGUCCGAGGGAUCUUACUCUAGAGAUGUUGAAGUCAAUACAUGACGCCGACAAGCCUGCUCCAAGAGGCAAAAAGGCUGAUAAGGGGAAACGGGUGGCAAAACGAGCAAAAGGCCCAUCUCCAAAGAAAAGGAAACCCACCAAGCUUGCUCAGUCUCCACAGCACAAGAGGAGAAAAACCCAACCACGACGAAAGUUAAUUAUCGCUUCCUCCUCAAGCGAGUCUGAGGGUGAGAGUUCAGAUUCUGAUGACUCUCCACGUGGCAAUACUCCACCUAGAUCUCAUACCCCAGAAGUUCAUGCAUCUACUUCUCCAAUUUCCUCUCCACCAAAAACCAUUCCUAUUUCUAUUCCCCCCAUAACUUCCACUACCUCAAUACCACCCACUUCCAUCCCAAUACCAACACCAAUAUUCACCGACGCAACCACAACAUGCACUGCAGAUGUUAGAGCCAACGUAUCUGAUACGGGGGUUCAUACUGAUGCACCCGAAAACACUCCAGCACCUGAAACCACAAAAGCACCCGAACCUACACCAACACCCGAAACAACGCAACCCGAACCUACCCAUACUACUACACCACCAGCUUCACCACCACCACCUUCUCCUGGUUAUGCUUCAGAGGGAGAAGAACCAUUCCUUGGCGGGGAAAAUAUGACGUUUGACUCGGUCUACUAUAGUCCGUUUCAAGUACAAGUGAUGACGAUGACGACGCUCCUGUCACAAAAAGACAUCUCAAGGAGCUCCAUGACAACAUUGACUUGCUCAUCGCCUCCUCUUCCACUUCUCAGUCAUCCCUUUCUGAAGAUGCAGUUCAGAAGAUUGUUGACGCCUUCUCAAAAGCUCAGCAAGAUUCCAUUGCUUCUGCAACCUCCGCCAUAGAUGCCUCAACAAAAGCCUGUCAGGCUGCGACCGCAAAAGUCGAUAAACUAUUUUCUGAUGCCUCUUCCCUGUUAAAGUCUUUACAGGAGAAUGCAAAUGCUGCCAACACUACGUUGGAACCUAUUAUUCAUUAGCUAGCAACGUCAGUCUCCACUGAGUUGAAGUCCUUCGCUUCUUUUCGUCAAAUGCUUUCAGCUGACAACUCAGCCUUUCGCACAACCAUUGACGAGCGUCUCUCGAAGCUACAAGAAGAUUUGGCUGCCGAGAACUCUCUUAUGGAUGUUCUUGCCAAGAAGACCACUGCUCUGAAGGUCAAGAGCGCUCAACUCUCCAACUCUCAACAAGAGAUUGACUCUCUUCGGUCUGAAAGGGAGGUGAUAAAGUCGUGUGUUUCGGAUGUCCACUCUGCCAUCUCCAACAUCCUCGAAGCACAUGAUCCUAUUCUUAACUAUACUGUGAGGCGUGACCUUGCAGAGAAGCUCGCUCCCGCCCUUGCCCUGCUCAGCAAACUCGAAGGGCUACUUGAUUUCGUGUCCAUUCCGAAACAAGGGGGAGAGAAGGAAUCUAUGUCCCAACCACCUCCUACCUCAAAGGCGACUCACACUACCGAACCUCCUCCAGUAGGCCAAGCCUCCGGUUCCGAUGUGAAAGACAAAGGCAAAAAGAUUGCUGAUGAAGAAGAAGAAGAAGAAGACAAAGAAACAAUCGCCGACUUGUUGAAGUGUAGAAGUCGACGCAAUGAGGCUGAUAUCAGUGCUCGUGUGGCAAGAGAGGCUGAAGAAGCCGAACGUAAACAGAAGGAAACCCAUGACCUUCUUGAGAGUAGGAAAACUCUUUUUCCUGCCUGGACUCUCGAGAGGGUGAUAAAAGAAGCCAUUGACACAUCAAGUAUCUUGUAGCUGGAACCUGUAAUCUCUCUUGAUUGUUCCAACACUGUCGACUCUCAGUUUGACAUGCCACUGACCCGAAAGGCGUUCAUCUUUCAUGCCUUAUACAACGUUGAUCCACAGGUUGAUCGGGACUUAAUCAAUUUUUAUCUGAAGGCUACUCAACCUCAGUAUCAGACUUGGAGUGCUCAUAAAAUUGUCAACGUUCGGGUCUUGAAGCCGUAUAGUGAAGGGAACUUCAUCAACAUUCGGUUCAAGGUACUUCGGGGAUCUGCCAAAACCGAACAUGCUAUUUCCCUUGCAGAUCUUCCAAACCUUAAUCCCCAUGAUUGGAUUAUCUUGCACAACAUCCUGCUCACCAACGAAGCUGAAUACGGUCCGAUCAUUGACCAUUUCAAGAGGAUGCUCGUGUGCUACAUCAUGGAAGUUGCACUGAUGGAUCAGGAGAUUGCAAGCGUAUUUAAGAAGAAACCAACAAUAUCUCCUGUUGGCUCUGCCAUUGAUCUCAACCAAAUGCAGAUGGGUAAAAUUGACUCGAGAAGGAAUUCGGUCAUGUUCACCAGGAACGAAGGACAGAAAUGUUUUUUCGCCUUGGCUGACAAACACCUCUACACCACUGCUUGUUUAGAACACGUUUUGGGGAUCAUCCACAGAUGCAAGCAGCACACAGCGGAUGAUGUCAAGUACUUCGAUGACAUGAUUCAAUGGUACAUUCGGUUCAGACAGACUAUUCUCGCUCUUAUCACACGUCUGUUUGAUGCUGUGAAGAAGGCUCCCGCUGCUAGCCCGAAGAAGAAGUAGUCUCGCUCCAAUUUGACGCAAAGGGGGAGAUUGUUGGGUCGCGUUUUGUAUAAUAUGUUGCGUCUAUUGGGCUCGUUAGCUAGUCCAUUUUUGUAUCUCCGGUAUGGGCCUGUCCAUCCGUGAGUUUAGUAGGGUUGAAUAUAAAUAUAGGUGCUUGCAUGCAUCUUGGAAAAAGAGAGUAUAGAACGAUCAGAUCAUUUUUCAGAGGUUUAUUAUUAUCGUUCUUGUAACCCUAAAUCCUCUACAACGGAAGUUCUUAGUCGAGCUCUGCUGAGGAUUGUUUGAUCUAAUCAUUCGACAUAUUUUGAUCUACUCUUGUCUUAUUUAUUGUUUUGUGUUCAUCGUAAUACCUGUUUCAUAGAUCUAAUCGAUCUUCACGUUUGUUAUUAUAUCCUAUCAUCCCUGAAAAGCUCUCGACGAGAUCCACAAAUUUCAUUUAGACUUUGUCGACUAAUUUUGACUUUCUUUUUAAAAGCUAUAUUUUUAACAAACUUAGACUAUUAAAGUCCGUUAAAAAUUCAUAAUUCUCUCAUAUGAUAUCCGUUCUCGAUUGUAUUUAUAUCAACAGAACCAUAUGGACAAAAUCUUCAACUCUUGUUUAGAUUGUUUUUCAUACAAUCAACCGAUCUGUAUUUCAAUUUUUAAGUUAUAUAUUGCUACGUUGAAACUUCGAAAAAUCAUAACUUCCUCUUACGAAGUAGAUUUGGACAUUCGCUAUAUGCACGCUAUCAGUUUAACGACUACAACGACUUUCUUUUAGAUCACUUAGGCUAAAAAGUAAUCUAUCUAAAAUUCACUUUUUACGAUACGUAGAGUAGUGCUGGUUUAAUCGUGAAACUUCGAAGAAGCAUAACUUCUUCAUACGAAGUCGGAUUUUAGUGUUCUUUAAAUGUAUGAAAUCUAUGUUGCACAUACUAUAACUUGGUUAUGAUUAUUUAUCCUAAAUAAUCUUCUAUCAAAAAUUCAAUUUUAACGCUUAUUAUCUCUUAAUUGACUGACUUGAAUUUGCGGGCGUUACAAAGCAUUUCCAACCCCUCAAUUGAUGUCUCAAGUUUACUGUUAACAACAAAAGAUAUGACAUUUAUGUCCUCUAUGUCUCAAUAAGUCAUUUAGUUAAUAAAACAACCUCUUUUUGUGUUUAAAUAACUGAAUAACUACCCAAUUAGUACGUGGUUGCCACUCAUACCAUGGCUACAAACAUGCACAAGCAUAUAUUGUACAAUGGUUUUAUCUGUCUUAUUUUCUGUCAGGGAAUGCGUAUAUGGUCACAUGCAUGUAAUGGUCCUUAGCUAGCAUGUUUAUUCCUUGGGUCAUUUUAUUACUACCACUUAUUGUUAGGCGUUAUCAUCACAUUCACUUAUAUCAUUUGUUUUUAUUCUUAUAUUAUCCUAUGUUCUCUGCUAUAUCAUAUUCAUUAAGUGGGGUCAAUGUUAAAAAAACAGUAACCAAGUGUAACAAUUGUUCCAUCUAGGUUACUCUAACUUCUUCUUCUUCUUCUUCUUCUUCUUCUUCUUCUUUUAAUGUUUGACCACUUAUACAAAUUAGUACCCAAUCACUCAAAUGUCUACUUGCCAAUGCCAUUUAGUGUUUUGGCUUCGUCUUGUGAAUCAAGAAACAACUUAGUAAUUACACAAAUAUAUAUGAGAAAAAUGCAGGACAGAGACUUGCAUUGCACAAAAGAUGUAAAUGCUCUCAUCAUCAAUAAAACCACCCUAGAAAGCUUGUACAAUCACGCGUAAUAAACACAACACAACCACAUGAACAUUAUGUUGUAUGAAAUUUCUAAUGUGAUGUUGGAAGUUUACUUCAUUUUCCAACCAAAAUUCAUCAAGGGAAAAUUUUGAAAGUAGUAGGUGGGUUUACCUGAAUUUCUCGGAGCAUUCGUUCAAGUUGAACUCGGAUUUCAGAGAAGGGAAGGCGGUUACGGGGAUUAAAGUCCCAACAUAUAUGCAUCAACUCAUUCAGUUGUGCGUGUGUGGAGGUGUACAAACCUGUUUUUUUCAAACCGGUUCGUCACUGAAAAAAAAAACUGAUCCUAUAUGUGACAUCCCUAUUUUUCAUGGCCAGAAGAGACCGAUUUCGUUUAUGCUUUUAAAAUAAAAUCAGAGUAAUCUUUUAAAAGGUGUUGCGGAAUUUGUUCCCAAAAUAAAAUAUGAUAAAAAUUUAUCAAAGCAUUUCUUAAAGAAAUGUAUUUUCAUUAUAUUACAAAACCUCGGGAUGUCAUGUUCCGAUACAGACUAAAAGCAUAAACAGUAUGAUUUAGGCCUUUCAACAGUUAUUUACAUCUAUUGGCCUAUAAUCUAAAAUCCCUCGUCAUCAUCCAACGAUGCUCUUGUUCCACUACCUGUAAUAUAAAAAGCUGAGUAGGUCUGGCUUGAGAGCGUGGUGAGUAUAUAGGGUUUUCAACCCACAAUAAAUAAAUUUAUUAUGUUUAAACAUCAAACAAUCAACCCAAUUUCUCAUCCCCAUUAUCCCCUUUAUUACCCUACCCUAUCGAUCCUCACAACGACAGGAUCUAUACUCUCAGAUCUAAAAUCAACCUCUUUAUUAAUCCAUACUCCCAGAUCUAAAAUUUACAUCUUUACCUAAUUCAUACUCUCAGAUCUAAAAUUUACCUCUUUACCUAAUCCAUAUUCCCGGAUCUAAAAUUUACCUCUUUACCUAAUCCAUACUCCCAGAUUUAAAAUUUAUCUCUUUACCAAAUUCAUACUCCCGGAUCAAUAAUUGUGCCCAUUCCAUACUCUUGGACUAGGGACAAUUAACUAUAUCUUACUCCAUACUCCUGGAUUAAUAAUAAAUAACUUAUGUCUUAAUCCAUACUCCCGGAUUAAUAACAAAUAACUAUGUCUCAAUCCAUACUCCUGGAUUAAUAACAAAUAACUAUGUCUCAAUCCAUACUCCCGGAUUAAUAACAAAUAACUAUGUCUUAAUCCAUACUCCCGGAUUAAUAACAAAUAACUAUGACUUAAUCCAUACUCCUGGAUUAAUAACAAAUAACUAUGUCUCAAUCCAUACUCCCGGAUUAAUAACAAAUAACUAUGUCUUAAUCCAUACUCCCAGAUUAAUAACAAAUAACUAUGACUUAAUCCAUACUCCCAUAUUAAUAACAAAUAACUAUGUCUUAAUCCAUACUCCCGGAUUAAUAACAAAUAAUUAUGUCUUAAUCCAUACCCUCGAAAAACAUCUACAUUUUACGAGCAUGUUAAUAUUCCACUGGACUGUCUAGAAAAGUCUGUGGUCGUCAUCUAUAUUCCGCUAGAUGACUAGAACAUCGUUAACAUCGAGACCUCUCAUCAUUUUGUUUCAUCACAUAUCAACUAUUUCAUCUACCCAUUUUAUACCCAACAUAUUUGUAGAUAAAAAUACAUAUACAGUUUAAAACAUGUAUAAAACAUCUAUUCAACACUCAUCUCAAAUAAACAAACAAUAUAUAUACACAUAGCACGUAUUUUAUUGAAAAUACUUCAUAUCUAUGUGUAAGAUGAAAAUGACUACACUCACCUUAUAAGACGGUGAUUAGACAGCACUUCGUCCCUUUAAACAAUCUUUUUCGAUGAAACUGGACUUCACGUGGGUAGAGUUUCGUCUCGAAAAACUCUUUUCUCGGGAUCUUCGAGCUCUCCGGGCUUGCUUACGAUGCUAAGAUGAUAUUAUAGGCUUAGGGGGGUUUAGUGUAGCUUGGAAGAGAGUAGAAGGGUGAAAGAAGUAAUUUUUGUAACCAUUUUCGGGGUAGCCUCGUAUCCUAUUUAUAGGAGGUCGAAGCUCCUUAUUACGUUGGGCGUAAUUCUUCGGUACGCGGGGCGUACUGCCUUGCAAAUCUCUUCGCUGGAUGUAACUUCGUACGUUGGACGCACGAAGGGAUCAACUCGGAUGUGUCAAGGCUAACCCAAGUGUCUCUCAUGCGAAGGAGUAGGGUGGGUGACUGACUCCGGAUCACGUAUACGAGUACGUUGGGCGUACUCCUUCGGACCAGCCUCGAAGUUUGUGCCCAAAACUUUAAAAAUUCGUAACUUUCGCAUACGAACUCCGUUUUUAAUGUUUUUUUAUAUCCAUGCGUAGGUGAAAUUAUGCUCUACAACUUUUGUUUAGACUCCGUCGGCUAAUUUUAACUUAAAUUUUAAAGUUAUAUUUUUAACAGGCCGGGACAGGAAAAGUCCUUUAAAAAUUUAUAACUUCUUCAUCUGACGUCCGUUUUCGUCUGUCUUUUUACCGUUGAACUACUAUCAACAAGAUCAUCAAUUCUCAUUUAAGUUGUUUCAGUUAAAAAUCACUCGAUCGAAAAUUCGAGUUUCAGGUUGCAUACUGCUAAACCGAAACUUAGAAAAAUCAUAACUUCCUCAUACGAAGUCAGAUUUGGGCAUUCUUUUUAUGCACGCCCUCGGUUUAAUGAACACUACGACUUUCGUUUAGAUCACUAAUGCUAAAAAGCACUUUAUCGUAAAUUCAUUUUUUAUGUCACAACGUCAUACCGGUUCUAUCGCGAAACUUCGACAUGUCAUAACUUUUUCGUUAUAACUCGGAUUUCGGUAUUCUUUAUAUCUCCGGAAUCUUUGUUUCAACCACUACAACUUUCUUCAUAGAUAUCGGGUUCAUCUAAUAUUUAUUUUCGACGCUUAUUUUUAUCCUUAACUUAUUAAAUCAUAAUAAUUAAGUAUAAAAUACAUAAUACUCAAAUAAUACAUCUUAUUAUUUCAAAACAAAUUACAAAGGUUGACCUAUACUAUUACAUCAUCAUUAAUGCCUAACGUAGAAACACAUUAUAUAAACCGGUUCGGUCCAUCCCUUAUUGGUUUGGACGAAACCGGAAAAAAAAAUGACGAUUAUGAGUCUUUUUUUUGUUUAUCUUGGUUUUGUUUUUUGGGCUUAUAUGACUAAUAUGUGCAUAUACUAACCGUAAGAUUGGUUAUUUUCUUUAUAAAAUCGA